CUCAUCCCGAUCCACUCGUCCUAUCUCACCACCAAAUCGCGUCGUUGUCUUCGCUGUUCCUCCUUCUGCCCCUGAGAUUCUGCUCGACUCGAUCUCGUUCCAGCUCGCCACAUUUGGCUGCAUAUAGUCGCAGCUGUUGCCCGGCCCGCCGCCCCACCUCCGCCCCUCGUCCAGUAUGGUAACCUCUCGCUCGACCUCGCCGGCCAUGUCCAUCCUACCGGCCCUGCCUUCCAACACCAUUCAACAGCCUCAGCCUCGACGGCCUCGAAAAGUCGGCGCAUUUCGCUCUCCUCUUGCCUCGUCAGAUGGUAACAGCAACGCAGCUGGGCGCAGCACCGGCGAGGGAGGCGACAGCUCCGCUCGCCCGACUGCCGCCGGCUCCUCGUCCUCAUCCAGUAGCCCGCGCUACAGUCCCUACCCAACUCCCGUGGCCCUCUUCCAGCUUCUCGACACCAGCAGCACGAAAGAGUCCGAGCAUCUCCUCGCGCCCUACAAUACCCGAUACCCCGGCGCACCAGGGACGGCACUCUUCAAAGCACGCGAAGCGGCAGCCAAGCAAGCCCUCGCAGCGAGGCGUGAGGCGGAGAAGCGACAACGCGAGAAGGACGAGCUGGUCAGGCUGGGUGUGGGCGAGAAGAUGGGGAAGCGCGCCAGGGACUCCGUCAAGAGGAGCGAAAGCCCGUAUCCUGCCGGCAACGCUUCAGCUUCAACGAGCGCGGUGGGCACACCGGCCACGAGAAAGAGCGCUCGAGGGGGCAAGGCGGUGGCUGGGGAGAACCGACGCGGUCAUGGUAGCAGGGGCAGCUCCGUGGCACGCAGCGUGAAUGGUAGUGUGGGGCCUGACAGCAUCCACGGGUCAGGGAGCGGCGAUCUUCUCACGGUACCUGGGGCAACAGGGUCCACGAGCUCAAAUGGCAGGGUGCGCCGGCCCAUCUCUCGAGGUGCAUCGCCCAUACCUCUUACGGCUCAUGCGAGCAACGGCAGCGCCGUUGAGCCGAUGAAUGGAUCGUCGAGCUCUACGACACGUCGAUCCGGCAAGAGUCCGGAGCAGCAGACCCCAGUCAAGACGAACGGAAGUGGCAACAGUGCUGGGGCAAGCGGGGGAGCGGGAGGUGGGGUUGGAGGUGUAGCUGCCCCGUCUGGCCCCUUGGCGGCUGCUUUGACUGCUCAACCCUUUCAGUCCAGCCCAUUGGCAAGGGACAGUGUCAGUAGCUUUCCCUCGACGCCCGAUGGUGGGGGCAAUCUAGCAGUCGGAGGCAGGGGCGCGGAGAACCUUUCGCCUCCCGAUGGAGCAUCAGGGCGUCGCGCAGGGUCGCGCUCUCCAAGACUGGCGGCUAGGGAGCUGGCUGUCGUACGGUGACGGGCGGACGGCAUCGCAAGUCAUCGUCUCCAGCCCAGGCUCGGCCACGCUGUUGUUCUACAUUGUCUCUACUUCCUCGUGCGUCCCACCUUCGUAUCCUACAGAAUGCCACCUAUCGAGUCUCCAAAUCUCAAGGAGUGAGAAGCACCGCCUAGUGAUGGUCUCGUCUCUGCGGGUUUCGCGGCUGCAGGGAGCUCCACUGAUGCGAGGAUCAGAUGCUUGACCUUAUUAGGGAGGGAGAGAACCAGACGAAAG
Messenger RNA from Jaminaea rosea, 1615 nucleotides. RefSeq lists its product as hypothetical. Bases 176 to 1360 code for a protein of 394 amino acids. The record is from RefSeq and is a predicted model, not a curated record. NCBI's taxonomy places the organism in Eukaryota, Fungi, Basidiomycota, Exobasidiomycetes, Microstromatales. The transcript has a single exon.